AUGCCUCGUGGGCAGAAGAGUAAGCACCGUGCUCGUGAGAAACGUCGCCAGGCCCGGGCUGAGACCCAGGGUCUUCAUGAUCAGGCUACCACAUCUGGGGGAGAAGAGACCACCUCCUCCUCCCCUCCUGAUUCAGAGAGCGGUCCCUCAAGCUCGUCUGCUGCUGGCACCUCCAAGGAGCCUCAGGGAGCCCAAGGCACCACCAGUGCUGCUGCAGGUGCUGUACGCAAAAGAUCUGGUGUCGGGCGCGCAGCACGCUCGAGAUCUGGUGUUGGUGCCGAGGGCCAAGUUCAGGAGGGGGAAAAUUCCUCGCAGGCCUCAGCUGCUGCUGGGAGCUCUCAUACAGAUCUUCUGACCUGGAAGGCAGAGGUGUUGGUGCAGUACAUGCUGUGUAAGUAUAAGAUGAGGGCGCUCAUUAAGAGGUCUGAAAUGCUGAAGGCAGUCACUAGAAGGUACAGGGAGCAAUUCCCUGAGAUCCUUAGCAGGGCCUCUGAGCAC
Molecule: messenger RNA, 498 nt
Organism: Budorcas taxicolor (takin)
Lineage: Eukaryota; Metazoa; Chordata; Mammalia; Artiodactyla; Bovidae
Product: melanoma-associated antigen B2-like
Exons: 2
Biological process (GO): negative regulation of transcription by RNA polymerase II
Cellular component (GO): nucleus
Source: RefSeq, a predicted model, not a curated record